AUGGCGCUUCAGCGCGCCGCCCUCAGUGUGCAAAAACGCCCAGAGGGGCUGUUCGUGCAACAGAUUCUAGGGGCAGGAAAGCAGGCAAAGCCGCCCAGAACGCCUGGUGUUGCACCUUGGGCCUGCGUGGAAAGACCUGGGGAGCCGCGGCGGGCCCUCAACAUGUUCGUCAGCUACGGGGGGUCCUACGCGUUUUCAAGAGGGGGGAGCGGCGUGCUGAGAUGUGUUGACCAGACGGGCAGGGUAUCCUGGGAAGAGCCGACGGCGGAGGAGCGUGAGCUGUCUAUGGGGUACCCGCGCGGGUUUACAGAGGUGGAAGGACUCAGCGAGCAGACGCGCAGAGAGCUCCUUGGGCAGGCGAUGGACUUGAACGCUCUGAUGUGGCUGCUCGCAGCCUGCCGAGAAGGUGGGCGCUGUCGAAUUAGAGCGGCCAGCUCCCAGCUGGGAGGGGUAGGGAUCAGCGGUACGGCAGCCACGGGCAGCAGGGAGCCGGCGACGGUGGGAGGAGGUAUCCCAGCAGGCAACGGCCCAACGCGCAAGGCGGCGGUUGGAGGUAGUAUCCCAGUGGGCGCGGCAGGUGUGCGCGCAGCUGGUGGACUGGACAGCCCCCCGGUGCGGAGUGGGAGCACGGACGGGGGGCCAGCAGGCAGUGUCCCAGCGCGCGAGGCGGCGGCUGGAGGUGGCGCCCCAGCAGGCGCGGCAUGUGAGCGGUCAGCUGGAGGACCAAAUAGUCCCUCGGCGCAGGCCAGGAGCACGGGCGGGGGGCCGGCGGGCGGUAGCCCAGCGCGCAAGGCGGCGACUGGAGGCAGGGCCUCGGCGGGUACGGCAGGUGCGGGCCCAGCUGGAGGGGAGGACGUGAGGGUCGGAGCGGCGACGGUGGGCGGCGUGAAAGCAGAGGGGGCAGCGGACGGAUGGCUGGUUGGUGCGCAGCUGGAGGAGGCUGAGAAGCAGCGGGUGGCGGCGGUUGUAGAGAAAAACAGGGACGUCUUUGCGUUCUCGCUCGAGGAGAUAGGGGAGUUCAAGCUCUUUGAGGUGCAGCUUGAUCUAAAGACGGACCAGCCAAUCUACGAGCGCCGCCGGAAGCACAGUCAGCGGGAAUGGGAGUUGGUGGACGAGAGGUGCGCGGAGCUGGAGAGGGCGGGCAUCAUCGAGGAGUGCGACUCCGAUUUCGCAGCCAACUCUGUCAUGGCGGCCAAGAAGGAUCCUGAGGGCAACUGGAAGCUGGCCCGUUUCUGCACGGACCUGCGAAGGGUGAAUGAGCAGACUGCCCAGGACCGCUAUCCCAUGCCCCUGCCGGAGGAGGUGCUGGAGGGGCUGGGACACGCCAAGUUCUACUCCACCAUCGACAUAAGGGGGGCGUUCCACCAACUGGUGGUGCGGAAGGAGGACCGCAGAAAGCUGGCGUUCUGGUCUAGCAAUAAGCUGUACUGCUGGAAGCGCUGCCCCUUUGGUGCGCGGAACGCCAGCGCCUGGUUCCAGCGGGCGAUCGACCGGGCGCUGAGGGGAUGCGAGGCUCUUGCGCGCAGCUUCGUUGAUGACCUGCUCGUGGCGGGGGGGGAGACUGCGGAGGAACACAUGCUGCUGGUUCAGCAGGUGUUCGACCGGCUGCGGGAGGUGGGGCUGAAGUGCCACCCAGAGAAGUGUUGUUUUGCUGCGGAGUCGGUGGAGUACUUGGGGAUGUGGCUGCGGCCUGGCGUCGUCUCCCCCCAUGUGGCGAAGGUGGCGGCGAUUGCGGCCCUGCCCAGACCCACGGACGUGACUUCGGUGAAGGCGUUCUCGGGGGUGGUGAAUUACUACAGGCAGUUCAUCCCCGACUGCAGCAGGCUCCAGGCGCCUCUGAAUGAGCUAACCAAGAAGGGGGCGCUGUGGCGCUGGGGCCAGGCACAGGAGGAUGCCUUCCUCGCGCUGAAGGAGGCGCUGCAGGAGGACCCGGUCCUGGUGCUGCCCAAGAGAGGCAGGCCCUUCAAGGUGCGGUGCGACUGGAGCAAGCGGGGCGUCGGCGGGGUGCUGCUGCAAGAGGACGAGAGCGGGGCGGAGAGGGUGGUGGCAUACGGCAGCAGGAGUUGCAAUCAGGCGGAGUCCCGCUACAGCAGCUUUGAAGGGGAGCUGCUUGCGGCGAUGUACUUCGUGCGCCUGUGGCGGCAGUACCUCUGGGGGGAGCGCUUUGUGCUGGAGAGCGAUCACCAGCCCCUGAAGUGGAUCCUGACGAACACCAAACUCACGGGGAAGAUGGCCAGGUGGGCAUUGAUGCUAAGUGAGUUUGACUUCGAGGUUGUCCACAGGCCUGGAGUGGACAACGAGAUGGAUUGUCUGAGCCGUUACCCGCAGGCGGGGCAAGAGGACUGCGCAGGGGUCAGGCAGGAGGGUGACCUGGAGGAGAACCCACCCCUUGUGUGGCCGGCGGCGAUUUGUCUCGCCUGGCAGCCAGCGCAGACGGAGCCGGGGCGGUCAGAGAGCGGUCCUGUGGAGAGGACAGCGCCGCUGGCGGACGUGUGGGCGGACGCGGCGUUGCUGGCGCUGCUAAGGGGAGGGGGGUACCCUGCUGGCGCGGACAGGCGGAAGCGCGACAGGCUGCAGCACAGGGCGCGGGGCUAUGAGUGGCGGGGCACCCACUUGGUCAGGCAGGCGGCGGGCAGCGUUUGGGUGGUGCCCAGGGCAGAAGUGCGGGACAGGCUGGUGCGGGACGUGCACGAGCGGGCGGGCCACGUGGGGGUCAAGAAGACCCAUUCCCUGCUCCGGCCGCACUACUGGUGGGUGGGGCUGCUGACGGACGUUUCCCGGGUGGUGCGCGGGUGCGAGGCCUGCGACAGGGUGAGGGCCACUUUCAACGUGAAACACCCGACGCUGCACCCCCUCCCCAUCAAAGGCCUCUUCUACCGUUGGGGGCUUGACUUCGCGGGACCGCUCCCCCGGUCAGCCCAGGGCAACCAGUACGUGCUCGUGAUGGUUGAGCACUUCAGCAAGACGAUCGUCCUGGUCCCCACUGUGGACAAGGAGCCCAGCACUGUGGCGGCGGUGUUCACUCGGGAGGUGCUCACCAGGUUUGGGGCGUGCGCGGAGGCCAAUGGGCUCAGCGAGCGGAUCGUGCAGGUGGUCAAGCGCUCGCUCCGCAAGUGGUGUCUGGGGCACGUAGCGGAGCAGUGGGACCUCUACCUCCCCUGGGUGUCGAUGGGGUACAACUUCAGCGCCCAGUCCUCGCUCGCAGGGUUUUCCCCUUAUCAUCAGCUGCACGGCCGGGAGCCGGUGAUGCCAGGCGCGCUCAAGGUGGCAGUGACGGAGCCCCUGGACCUGGAUCAGCCGGAGCGGCUGACUGCGCUGGUGGCGCAGCGGGCAGAGCAGUUCCGGCGGUGGAUGCCCAUGGCGAUGGGCAACCUGCAGAUCGCGCAGCACAGAGACACGCUGCGGUACGCGCACACGCGCAGCGGUGCCUGGAAGCCCAAGGCGGUGCAGCACGCAGUCGGAGACUACGUCUACCUGCAGCGCGAGAUGCUGGACACGCUGGACACGAGGGCGGGGCGGCGGAUCCUGCGCGUGAAGGCGGUGGGGAGGGACGGGGUGCUGGAGCUGGAGGGGUCGGAUGCACGGACUGUGCGCGUGCACACGGAGCGCUGCGCCCCAUGUCACCGAACAGACAUCGAGGGUCAGAUGGACCCGAGGCUGGCGAGGCCUGCAAAGGACUUCGCGUGCACGCGGUGCCGCAGGGCAGACGGGGAGGCGCGGAUGCUGUUGUGCGACGGGUGCGGGGCGGGGUGGCACACGGACUGUCUGGCUCAGCCGCUGGCGGCGGUGCCCGAGGAUUCUGCGCCUCCCCCCGAGUUCUUCAAUGUCAAGAUCGACGUCUCCGCGAUGCUAGCCGCUAAUGCAGCGGCUCUGGACGGCAGCUCAGCAUAUUGCCAGCUAUACAGCGCAUGGCGGCAGGCGUGGCAGGGAGAGCUAACCCCGGAUGGCCGAGUGGCCAUCGGCGUUAUGGUCGACUUUUUGGAAGGCCCGCGGCGAAAGGCCAUCCGCUCAGGGGACGGCGAAACGGGGGCAGGGGGUUUUGAUGGAGGCGCCAGCGGAUUCGAGAUGGAGAGCGGGGCGGGAGGGGCGGACUGCGUCCCUCGAAGACGCAACUCUGUACGUCCUCCACGUCCGGAUGGAACAAGAGGAGUGGGUCUCUCCACCCUUGCACGUCAUCGACUGGAAGUCGCAGAGAAGCAGUGGUCCGAGGAGGGGCUCAUUGAAACGGCGCAGCAAGAGAUGGAGGUAGACACGGUGGUAGCCAUGCUCACAAAGCUCUCGGUGUUUGUGUUAGAGGGGUUAGGGCCGUACUAUUCGGCAACGCAGCUGAAAUACGCCACCGGCACCAACUCCCACGUUCUAACACUGUACCGCUUCAUCCGGUAUGCAAAGCGGCUGGGCGGAAGGGACCAGGAGAAAGUGGAGCUGGAGUUUGAUGGGUUCGAGCAGAAGGGAGGUCUUCCGUUGGCGGGAAGGCCGACGGGCGCGCGGCCGAACCCCAACCCGAUUGGGUACGA
This is a messenger RNA of Klebsormidium nitens, 4517 nucleotides long. Lineage: Eukaryota; Viridiplantae; Streptophyta; Klebsormidiophyceae; Klebsormidiales; Klebsormidiaceae. The record is from the annotation of a GenBank genome assembly.